AUGGCUGACCUUACAGCGCUGCUGUCAAACCUGAACACCGACGCCGGAGGCUGUCCGGCGCCCUUCAUCGCCGAGUCGCGGUAUCCGUUUACGGAUGGAUGUAAGUCAUGCGUGUGCAGCUCGUACGCCAGCUCGAACUAACGUGAUCGGCAGACUAUGGUGGACGCAACUGCGCUGCCAACCCACUCGACACCUCGGCCAAUGCUUCAAGAUGCUGUAUCCCGUGCCCAAUCUUCGACUGGACGUACGACGACAACUUCAAGAGAUUGACAGAUGGAGCCGCAUGGUACGUAAAUUGAUGGAGGAGAACCAAAUAUCGAGUCUGAUGCGCUGACUAUGAUUUAGGGUGAAUGUUGUAGGAUUCAUUCUAUGCGGAUUUCUCCUCAUCUCAAUGGUAGCUCUGCCUACUACUGCCUCUCGCCGCUCUUAUCUAAACAUCAUCCUCCUGGCUGGCUUGAUGUUGCUGGAGCUGGGAUUCAUCAUACCACUUGCACGGCAACCGGAACAGUGCUUCGAUCCGAUCACACCAAACGACAUGCACAGCAACUUGACAUGUGCUUUCUCUGGAGCCUUCGCUGCCUUUGGUGGCAUGGCAGUAGUUACUUGGAUCGUCAUUCGUGCCCUUUUCAUGCAUCUUCAGGUCGUCCACAACUUCACACCUGGCACUCGUUCAUAUAUCGCAGCAAAUGUUCUGGCUUGGUCAGUCACGAUCGGACUCACAGCUGCCGUCCUAGCUCAUUCUGGAGUCUCAUUUCGAUUUGGAGGUAAGUAGGUCAAUGUUUAAUCGAAGGCAAAUUCCAGAAAUUGACAUGGGGGUAGGCUAUUGUCACGUCAACGUCGGCUCAAUUUCGACAUACUGGGGCUGGCUACUGGGCUUCGGUGGCAUCGCCUUCCUCCUCCAGCUUGCAACACUCGCCUAUUGCAUCAAAGUCUACCUCACCGCCGCGAUUGUCGGCAGACAAGCGCUCGGCUCCUCAAGCAAUAAAUCUUCAAUGGGAGGAUCCUCACGCUCCCGGACGGCCUUUGCGUCUCUACGGCGUUUGAAGACUGUCUUGGCUCUUCAGUGGCGCUCUGUGGCGAUUGUAAUCCUGGCAAUCUUCACGACGUCCUUCGUGUGCGUCGUGUUCAUUGUCCUGGACAACUCAACCACGCUAAGUGCCUUCGCGAACGUGGACAUCCUGAUCCCUUGGCUUCUCUGUAUCAUCGGUACCCAGGAUAAGAACAAGUGCCUGCAAUACACAGGGCCUUUCAUCAUACCGCAAAGGAUAGUCGACGCUACGCUAUAUAUUUUGGCGUUUGUCGGGAUCGAGGCAUUCCUUCUCAUGGUCAGAGUGGACAUCUUCAAAGGCUGGUGGGCUUUUAUUCGCAACCCGCUGGGUCGACGCAGAUCAAGACCGGACUCCACCGACACCUUUGUGACUCAACCGAUUCAGAGAUUUGAAGUCAAUAGAGGCAGCACGAUCUUGGUCCAGUCACCGCGAGGAGCAGAGAUGGAGAACAGGAAGUCGAUGGCUCCAGUAUCUCCAGUGGAAGUGGAAGAGAAGCGACACCCUGAGACGAAUGUGUAG
Molecule: messenger RNA, 1568 nt
Organism: Lecanosticta acicola
Lineage: Eukaryota; Fungi; Ascomycota; Dothideomycetes; Mycosphaerellales; Mycosphaerellaceae
Source: the annotation of a GenBank genome assembly